Molecule: messenger RNA, 4719 nt
Organism: Mesorhabditis spiculigera
Lineage: Eukaryota; Metazoa; Nematoda; Chromadorea; Rhabditida; Rhabditidae
Source: the annotation of a GenBank genome assembly
AUGACAACAGAUGUGUGGGCGCUGGUACGUGGAGACAACGAACGAGCACUUGAAGAAUAUUUGGAGGGCUGCGAAGGCGAGGGACAUAAGGAACGCCAGGCGCUCACGUCAAAUAGGACGCCGAAGGUCGCGGAAAAGCCGGAACGACCUCAAUCCCUGGAGAAGCUUGGCCCCGUCAAGGAGCCGCCACCGCUGACCCUUUUGCAAAGGAUCAGAAAGGCAAAGAUAGAACAACGCGUACCCUCAAUACUACAAGAGGACACUGUUGGCGAGCAGACUGAGCACGACCAGCCCGUCAGCCACAUCCGCCAAAUCCAUCACGAGGCCACAAAGUCGCCCUCAAUCCAAUCUACCGAAACCUCGUCCUCCCACGAAAAACCGAAGACCAAGAUCACCUCCAAAGUGCGCUCCGCCAUUCUGUCCACAGCCAAGAAGCUGACCCGGGGUCGUAGCGGGAGCUCUGGGUCUGGGGGGAGUCGCAGGUCCACGCAGGAGAUCCACAUCGUUUCUCAGGCCGAUGCGCAUCCCGGUGAUCCGGACAAUAUCGAAAAUCGGCUCCAAGAGACUUUGGUCCUUGACGUUCCACCUCCAGUAGAACUUCAUCGCAGUAGAGAGCUGGAAGAAACACAUUCAAGCAGUUCGACCGGAUUGAUUUUGCAAACCGAGGUCUCGGCCACCGUCCAUGUUCAUCGACAAAGCGAUCAGAUCCACCUUGAGCACCACCAGGGGGUGGAUCAUCUUCACGGAGUCGAGCUGAGACGUGAGCACGAGCAUUAUGAUCCUUAUAAGGAUUCUGAUGAGAUGUACGAGCAGUAUUCGGCUCCGAAGGGUGUUCUUGGGACUGGACAGGGUGCGUCCGUAUCAUUUCGGAAAGACGAGGAGUUCGAGCAGUACAGCGCUCAGAAGACCAUCAUUGGGGUUGGCGCUUCACCGACUUCAGGUGGGAUCGGGCAUGGUGCGUCCAUAACAGUUGGAAAGUCCGAGGUCUUCGAGCAGCACAGCGGGCAGAAGAACAUCAUUGGGAGUGGGAGUGGAGCUUCGGCGGCUUCUGAGGGUGUUGUGGUUGGACAUGGUGCGUCUGUCACUCUGUCCGCAACACCCGAGAAACCCCACGUUUUCGAGCAGUACAGCCCUCCAACAAACAUUGUUGGGCUCGGAGCCUCACCUACCGGAACUUUGCCGAUAAUAGGCCGAGGCGCGACACGAACAAGUUCAAGCCCAAAGCCCUAUGACCGCUACACCCCCCACGGUUACUCCCCGUCCACAAAAUCACCAACCUUUAAAGUGCCACCCAUCCCCACCGAGGCCAUCGAGCCGUACAGCCCCUAUGCUGACGUUGUCCUAAAGAAGGUAGGUGAACAAAAGUCAGCUCACUACAACGCCUACGGUGCUGACGCCGAGAUCGCUGCCGCUUCACAACGUCACCUCAUCUCCCCGGAACCACAGCUCGACGAAUCCGGAUAUGCAAUUCCCGAAAGGGCAUUAUCACCGCCCCCCGAUGCCCCGCCCACAGAGAAGAAGUGGACCUGGAGGGGCACAACAACUUCGGCCAGUUCAAGGAGCAGAACCCCCACAGACUACGAGGUUGCUGAUUACAUGAUGGAGACGGCGAGGUUGGAUGAUGCUCGUAUCGAGCACAGAGCCGUCGAUGACACCCCCAGGAUCAGUGAGCGUGUCCUCAGCCCAGUCGAAAUGGAGCGCGUACUCAGCCCCGUGCUAAGCCGGGAGCACGAGCUGCAGACGAAACUCCACUAUGAUGACGACCUCUCCGAAAAGCUCAGAAAAUCACUGCAAGAGGCCGAGAGAUCGCUUGCCCAACCAAAGGAGAGGGCAGUCGAUGUACAACACCGCAGGUUUGAAGCGUCUUCCAGCGUCUCGUCCACGGAUUUUGUGCAGGAGGUGAUGUCGAGGAGGAGCUUCAACUUGGAUGGGGCUCCGCAUAGAGCUGUGCCGAGUACGGUGACUCCGCCCUCGACGCCGUUGACCGCGACCAUUACAUCGACGGCGAAUCCCUUGGCUGCGUACGCACGUCAGGAGAGUCAUCUGGAGACGCACGAUGAACAUGCUGAAUAUGAUGAAGUGACGGUGGAAAGGGUGCAGCAACAGAAGGGCAGAUCUCAGCUUCUCGAAGAGAUCCGCAACCGCAAAUGGAAACCCGAACCGGUGGUGCUCACCAACUACACGGUACACACCGAACCAUCACGACCCACCAAGCCGGUACCCGCACCACGCAACCAUGAAUAUGACGAGGUGGCCAGAGAGGAGCCAGUAUUCGGCCAUUCCCAACUCUCCGGAACCUACACCUCCACGGUCGAGACACACCUCGGCGAGGAGAACAUCUACGAGGAGAUUGAUCACUAUCAAAUCGUGCCCGCCAAACAGAACUCCACGACCUCCCAGAAGACGUCUGCAGCCCCUCCCCCUCCCCCCACCUCGGCCCCACCUCCUCGUGAUGUGCACCGGGCUCGCGAGGAGUUUGCCCAUCGACACGACUCGAGUGCUGAGCGAAAGUUUAAGGGCAACAAGUACGAAGACGAACCAGCCCCCGAACCCACCGAAGAUGAACACCUUGACUGGGAGCUAAUCUACACGACGAACGCCAUCCGCCAGAUGAGCCGCAACAACAAGUGGAGGGAGAGCAUGCUCAACAAGGACAAAAUCCCGCCCGUCCCCAAGAAGACGAAGGAACUCCCCGCCGAUGUGCUGCCCAAGAAUUCGCCAUUUACAAGACCGGCGGAGAGCCCGAGCUCGGGGAGGAAGACGCCGACUUCGUGGACCAAGAAUGAGGGCUUCACGUUUUCGGUGCCGGGGAUACAGAGAAUCGCCGUGGAGGAUGAGAUGGAAGAGGAGAGGAGCAAGAGAGCAGCGCCAGAAGCCUGGGAGCAUGAGCGUGUCGGGGUCAAGCAGGUGCCAACGAAUAUUGCACGAGGUCAUCAAAUCACGGUGCCGCGAGUGGCCCAACCCAAGGAGGUGGUGGAACCCCAGCCGGUAGAUCGACAACCCACUCACCAAGCCCCUGUUGCGCCUCGACGUGCCACGACGGAGGAAUCCUACCACUUCCAGGGUGUCAAGAAUUUACGCCAGCAGUUCUGCUCCCCAGAAGCCGCGCCAUGGCGUCGUACCCAGUCCGUUGGAAACGUGUACGAGGUGCCGAGGGCAAGGCUGGAGCACGGUGAUGAUCUGAGGACAAGACCUGGGCCUCUGAGUGAGGUUCCGAAGGGGAGGCCCAGCUCGACCUCAUCCCUAUUGGAUACGACAACGCCAUCGACACCGAUUAAGCAACCGGCCAGGACACAUCAGGACACGCCGAGGGUCGUCAGGAAGGAGGUCACCUCGCCGCUUCCUCGGAUUCAGAGUCCAAGGCCUCGGCCCGUUGAUUUGAGCCCGUUGACGGCUGAUGCUCAGCAGAGAUUCUACACCCUACGCUCACCAAGCCCACGAGCCCAAACGACACCAAGCCCACUGGCUAGAUCCGAGGCAGAGCUUCGAAUUGGUGGCGGCGCGCAACCAGGCCAACACUUCCACUCCAAGCCCUCAGAAAGCGACCAGCACGAGGUUCGACACCAGGAGCACCACCUCGAAAAAGAAAAUCACUACGAGGAGAUCGAACACGGUGAAGUAAUCGGGAAGCCUGAAGUGCAGCACCAAAAACCGGUGGAGCAUCACUAUGAUGAGCCUGCCAAGGAAAAUGGACAUCACCCGCAUGGGCCCGACUACUCACCGUACCCACAUCACUACGAACACACCUAUGAACCUCAUAAUCGAGAACGUGGCGAGCUGGUGCGACCUAUUCAGUGCGAUCCGUCGGUGGAAAGGUACUCGAUGGACAAAGAAGUGACAAAGGCGUGCAUCGAGCGGGCAAUCCGCGAUCUCGGUGUUGAUCCAAGGGAGCACCACGUCCUUCUCUCACUCCCCCAGAACAUCCCGACGUCGGUGAUUGGAGAUCUUCUGCAUACGCUUCUACAACAGUUCCACUUCAAGGCCGCCGGGAUCACCCGCCAACCCUCCUUAAUCCUCUACGCCUACGACGUAACGACAGGAGUAGUCGUCGACAUUGGCGACCGCCUGAACAUCGUGCCCGUCAUCGACGGCUACAUGGUCGAAUCAGCCGUCGUCUCGAUCCCAAUGGGUGCCCAACAAAUCCGAGACUCGCUGAGGACGUCGCUGGCCUCGCACAACAACGGUCUCUUCUCGUUCCAGACCCCGUGCGAGCGGUUGAUUCUGCGAUACUUGAUGGAGCAUUCAGCGUACGUGCCGGAGAAUUACGAGACGGAGAGCGGGGAGAAGAAGAGCAUCUCGCUGACGCCGUUCAAGCCAACGUCGAGUAUGCCGAGGGAAUUUGAGAUCGACAGCUCUCGCUUCACAUGCACCGAGGGUCUGUUCCGCCCCAAAAAGUGGCAGCUCGAGUCGAAGGGCAUCCACCACCUCAUCCACGACGCCGUCACCCAAUCACCCAUCGACAGCCGCCGUAACUUGUACAAGAACAUCUACCUGGCCGGUGGCGCCUCCCUGUUGCCCGGGUUGGCGGAGAAGGUGGAGACCGAACUGGAGACGGUGCUGCCGAACACAAUCAACGCCCAGGUGCACAUCUCACCGUGGCGGUAUCACGCGGCGUUCCUCGGGGCACAGGUAGUCGCCGCGGCAGCCUCGUUUGAAGAUUCCUGCAUCGGCCCCCAGCAGCUUCAACAGUUCCUCACCCAGCUCCAAGCCACCGGAUUC